CACAUCGCACUUCACGCUCAAGUGUCUGUAAUCGAAGCUUUCGAGAUAUUUCCGGUGACAGCUCGAGAACUAGAAAUAAUUUGUGAUUUAAUAAAUAAUUGUGAAAUGAGAGGUUUUUGACUAUAUUAUUAACCUGAGGUGCUUUAUAUAUUAUUGGUAGAACAUAUCCUAACAAAAUGACGUUAAAUCCGGCAUAUGAGGCUAUAGGAAAAGGAUUCGUUCAACAAUAUUAUGCAUUAUUUGACGACCCGGCCCAGAGACAAAAUUUAGCAAAUAUGUAUAAUCCUGAAAGUUCCUUCAUGACGUUUGAAGGAAUGCAAUUGCAAGGGUCCUUAAAAAUUAUGGAAAAAUUGAACAGUCUUACCUUUCAAAAAAUAAACAGAGCUAUAACGGCAAUAGAUUCUCAACCAAUGUUUGAUGGUGGUGUUUUAAUAAAUGUUCUUGGAAGAUUACAGACAGAUGAAGAUCCACCCCACGACUACAUACAGACAUUCGUCUUGAAGCCAAUCGGUGUUAGCUUCUUUGUUCAGCACGACAUGUUCAGACUUGCACUUCAUGAUUCAUGUGAUGAAGAUCCUCCACAUGCCUAUUCACAAAUAUUUGUUCUGAAACCUUUGGGUACAUCAUUCUUCUUGCAACAUGACAUCUUCCGUUUAGGCAUUCAUGAUACUGCCUAAGUUAACAAAAGUAACAGCUGCAAAUGUUCAGUCAUCUUGUUUGGAGAUAUUCAAAAUUGUCUUGUGUAUAGAUAAUGUAUCAUUAUAUAUAUAUGAAGAUCUUAUAAUGUAUCAUGAUCAUGAUUUUGAAUCUUGUAUCAUAGGGCUUGUUAUUGCAGCACAUAUUUUUAUAUUUAAGAUAGAGUAGGUAACUAAUUUGAAAAUAAUGAAUUGC
Ctenocephalides felis (cat flea) is the source of this 891-nucleotide messenger RNA. RefSeq names its product probable nuclear transport factor 2. Gene Ontology annotation, biological process: protein import into nucleus. NCBI's taxonomy places the organism in Eukaryota, Metazoa, Arthropoda, Insecta, Siphonaptera, Pulicidae. Gene Ontology annotation, cellular component: nuclear pore central transport channel. The coding region runs from base 177 to 677 and encodes 166 amino acids. The transcript has 5 exons. The record is from RefSeq and is a predicted model, not a curated record.